Cercospora beticola is the source of this 1039-nucleotide messenger RNA. RefSeq lists its product as uncharacterized. Lineage: Eukaryota; Fungi; Ascomycota; Dothideomycetes; Mycosphaerellales; Mycosphaerellaceae. The record is from RefSeq and is a predicted model, not a curated record.
AUGUCGACCAUGUACUUGACGCCAAUUCCACUCACUUCAUGGCCAACCAACACCGCGACCGCCAACACAACGAUGUCCUUCCCUCACCCAACACCGCAGAUUCCGACUAGCACGAUGCCCCCACCAGAAUUACAAGUGUCGAGCGCUGGGACAUCUUCGGGCUCUCAGCCCAGUGUCGACUGGUAUUUCGUGGCGGCCUGCAUGCUCCUCGUGUACUGUGCGGUCAGCGCGAUACUCCUUUAUUGCCUGUGCGGCGCCGGAAUUCUGGACUGCAGACUGAAUCUCGACCCCUCUCCUCAUAUUCGUCGAAAUCGUCUUCGCCGACGCAUGGCUCAGAGAGCUUCGCAACCCCAGCCCAGAGAAGCGAUGCGGUACUGGACGGAUGAUGUGGAACGCGCGCAGCUUACACGUGAAAGGCACAUUUCUCGCCCGGCCGAAGCUAUGCCUACGAUACAGCAGAACGAGUCGACGACUUCUGUGGUCACCAUGCUCGGACAUGGAGAUGAGCCAGAUGUCCAGGAGCUGCAACGCACGUUGGCUGCGAAUGGCCUCCAUCUUACUGAGCGACAAGUGCGUAGUCAGCGCCGAGCACUCGAGCGGAUCAUCAGACAUCAUUCUCUGUCAGCACCGAACGUUGAUCUCAACUCGAUGGCCGGCAUUCGCGCACUCAGCCCUAUAGGCUUUCGUCUCCCCGUGAGGCGCGACAUCAGUGGGGACGAGAUCUCAGUCGAGUACGCCAGGGAGCUGGAGAGACAUCGAGAGUAUCGGUACGCUAGGAUACGGGCAUAUGAGCUGCAGCAGAAUAUGACGCCCGAGCAGCGACGACGGCUACAGCAGACUGCUCAGAUCGAAAUCAACAUGAGGAAUAUUGGUUUGAUUUGAGCUUCCAGGCGCGAUGACUUGAGACCGGAAGCUUGGCGGGACACAAAUCAUGGCUCUGUUCGAGACCGGCAUGAGCACAAUUGUAGAAAGUGCUUGCUGCCCUGAAGCUCUGUUGUCGUUGGCAAGUCGGUUGUCGAGUUGCGUCGAAUGUUCGAAG